CUUGAUCAUAACGUGGUCAGUUCAGCUUCUCUCCUGCCUUCUCCAUGCAGCAGGUGAUCAGUGUUUGGGUGCGGGACCCACGCAUACGAAAGAAUGACUUUUGGCAUGCCUACAUAGACUACGAAAUCUGUAUACAUACCGACAGCGUGUGCUUUACCAAGAAGAUCUCAAUUGUGAGAAGGAGGUUCAGUGAGUUUGUAUGGCUCAGGCAGAAGCUACAGGCAAAUUCACAGCUAAUGGUACAGCUACCAGAGCUGCCCCCAAAGAACCCCUUCUUCAGCCUGAACAACGGUCAACAGAUCACUGAGCGGAUGAAAGGGCUCCAGAGGUUUUUGGAACAGAUCCUCGAGAGCCCUCUGCUGUUGUCGGACAGCUGCCUGCAUCUUUUCCUGCAGUCGCAGCUCAGCGUGUCCAAGAUGAACGCCUGUGCUGCUGGACAGACCCACUACUCCGUGGCCCAGGCAGUCCAGCAAUGUGGCCUGAGGCGAUUCCACUCUGAAGAGGAUCUGGAGAAGGACCUCAGCAUGUCUUGUGACUCUGACUCGGACAGCUCAGAGUGUUUAGAUCCAGAGCUUCGGAUUAAGGAUUUGGCAAUAAACAAAGCAGAGAGUACGACUUCACUUGAUCUCAUGGGAACCAGCCAGGAGAAACCCCUCAGCUGCUCAUGUGGUUCUACAUGAGACCAUCAUCAUUAUCACAUCAUCAUAUCAUCGGCACAGAUGUCUGGAACAGUGAAGAAGAGAUUUACCUGUUACCCCAUCAUAAUGCCCUUUUGGCUAGGUAGUUGUUAAGUAUUUCACUUGUUUAAAACAAUCAUUGCUUAUUAUGUUCUCAUUGGGGCAUUUCAGUUUGAACCAUGUACAGUAAAUAGUAAUAAAAAUGUAACUAUUGUAUAUCCA
This is a messenger RNA of Cyclopterus lumpus (lumpfish), 899 nucleotides long. It is a transcript of the gene snx10b, whose product is annotated as sorting nexin 10b. The record is from RefSeq and is a predicted model, not a curated record. Gene Ontology annotation, molecular function: phosphatidylinositol binding. The transcript has 5 exons. Lineage: Eukaryota; Metazoa; Chordata; Actinopteri; Perciformes; Cyclopteridae. Bases 45 to 680 code for a protein of 211 amino acids. Gene Ontology annotation, biological process: intracellular protein transport.